AUGAGGAGCAACAAGGACACGAGCCCAAGAAAGACUCAACCAAGCCUAAGAGCUACAAAUCUACUCGUGAGCACCCUGGCUGCUCUCGAGGAGAGGCUCUCAAAGGCAGAGACGAAGGUUGCUUACCACAUCGUUAUGUUUGAAGAUGUGGAGACAUACAUCACUCAAGUCUGCGAGGAGGUGCAAACCUUGGAGGAAAGUGUGGGAAGUUUGAAGGUAGACGUGCAAGGUGUGGCGCUCGAAUGA
Linum trigynum is the source of this 246-nucleotide messenger RNA. NCBI's taxonomy places the organism in Eukaryota, Viridiplantae, Streptophyta, Magnoliopsida, Malpighiales, Linaceae. The record is from the annotation of a GenBank genome assembly.